AGCACAUCAUUUUUUAAAGUCGCUGUUGCCCCUGACACAUCCCGCUUCCAUGCCGAUUAAAAAGAAGUCCGCCAGAGGCUCCAGCAAGUCCGCCAAGGAGGAGCUGCCAGUCCCGGAGACGCUGAAGAAUGGACCGUGUGUCACCUACAUUGGCGGGUGGUCGUCCUACGAAACGAUCGAGUCAGUCAGCGCGGUGAGCGCGCAGGUGACGGCCGCCCACACCGAGCCAGACGGUGCCAUCGCCCCUCUCCCCCGUACCAACAUUUUUCUGCUUCCCACCAGCACCGCCGACGCCGCAGCCGCCAUGAGUGUGGAGGAGGCAAAGCAACCCGUCACGGUCGUCGUGGUGGAUCAUAUGAACAUUGAGGGGGUGUCGCGGCAGCAGUGCGGACAAGCGCACGGUGCGACGAAGACGUGGGCUGCGCCCGCAGCGACUUCUUACGACGACGAAGCCUCCGGGGCUGCAGCUGCAGAGCAAGGGGAGACGGUCUCGCCGGUGGAGCCGGUCAACCCUUACGAGGAUGCCCUGCACGACACUCGCUACGUGCAGACCGUCGCGGUCGGGGCAACGUACGCCGCCAGGGAUGUUGUCGUGUCGGGCAGCUGCUCCAUUGAGGGGAUGCCCCCAAAGAUUGUCGUGCCGCCGCAGCUGCCCUCGAAGCCGAACCUGGACGCCGUCACCCUCGACGAGCAGCCGGAGACCGCCGUGAAGGACGCCCGGUCGAAGAAGCCGAGCAGCGCUGCGAAGCGGUCGAAGAAGGGCAAGACGAAGCUGACCCCGGAGCAGGUGGAGGAGCUAGAGCGCAAGAAGGCCGCGAUUGAGGCGGAGUAUCUGCAGCAGACAGAACAGGCGAUGCAACGCGCACAGGAGCAGGCGGAUUACCUAAUGACCUUCGCCCACCCCGAUCGUUGGGCCCGCGUCGUCUUCCGCCACAUCACCUUUGCCGGACCUGUGGUGGUGCGCCGCGCCCACGUCACCUUUCAGAACUGCUGUUUCGCCUCUGCCGCGGUGGACCGCCCGCAACUGGUGGUGAGUCAGUACUGCAGGGUGGAGUGCACCAAGUGCACGUUUGAGGCGCCGCAGCGGUGCGGGUUGUACACCCUCCCUAGCUCGCAGGUCACGGUCCGUAAGUGCCUCUUCACGGGCGCACGGCAGGAGGUGUGGUGGACUGCUGAUAUCCCCGCGUUGGCACUGCAGACAGCAGGCGCUUCUGCCGACCUCAGCAGCGAUGAAGCUGGCGCGGAGGCUGGCCUUGACGACGAUGCCUUGGACCCGGACAGCGCCAACACCACGCACAACAAGAGGGAGGCCGGCGGGCUUUAUGCACCCAUCGUCUUGGCAGGAGACCUCAAAGACGCAGUCCACGGUGCCUGUCAGCAACGAAGUGGCGCCGUGGGGAUCCAGACGGACAGCGCCAAGCUGCAGGCGCUGUCCUGCGGCUUUGUGGCCCUUGGCGUCGGUGUGUAUGUCCGCGGCAACUACUCCGUCUACAUGUCCCACCGGGAAGCUGCAACCAAGUCGGCUCAGCAGCUGUCCGCCGAGGCGUGCGACACGGUGCUCGAUGGAAACGCUUUUCAUCACUUCACGAGCACGGCAGUCUUGUUGGAUAAGUCGGCACGGCUGGUCGGGCUGCGACGCAACUUUGUGGAGGCGUGUGCGUACUACGGGCUGGACUGCCAGAGCGGGUCCAAGUCGGUGCUGGUGCGAAACAACCAUUUCACUACAGAUGCCGUGGUGCGCAUCCGCGAGGGCGCAAAUAUAGCUUUCCUCCACAACGACUUUCAGAGCAUUCCUAUCAACGACAACGUGUAUGAGAAUCCCUGUUUGCAGCCCGUGUACUAA
Leptomonas pyrrhocoris is the source of this 1843-nucleotide messenger RNA. RefSeq lists its product as hypothetical. The record is from RefSeq and is a predicted model, not a curated record. NCBI's taxonomy places the organism in Eukaryota, Euglenozoa, Kinetoplastea, Trypanosomatida, Trypanosomatidae. Bases 50 to 1843 code for a protein of 597 amino acids. The transcript has a single exon.